GUGGCGCUCUGUGCUUACCCUUGUUGGCCCUGAGGACUCCCCCCCACCAACCAAUCAAGAUCUGCCACUUAUCGGGUGGUGUAUGUACCCGGGCCAACUGAUCCGGGCAGCAGGCCAGCAGGGAGGAGGAAUUCCCAGCCAGCCCCCGUGGCCCCCGUUAACCCGGCCGCUGGCCUCUGGCUGGGAAAGGGGAAAAGUAAAACUGCUGGGUGAACAGAGUUGUCACCGUGGGGGGCCGCAGCGAGGCAGCAACCAACCGAGGAGCGACGAGGGCGGAGGAGAUGCGGGGCGCAAGAGCACAAAGAGUCAGGCGAUCAGGCUGCAGGCGACCAACCACUCGAACUCGAGGACGAGUCGAUCCACUGCUGCUGCUGCUGCUGCUGCUGCUGCUGGGCAAGAUAAGGAGCCCUCCCUCAUCCCAUCCCAUCCCAUCCCAUCUCCUCCAUCCAUCCCUCCUCCUCCUCGUCGUCCUCCCUCCUCCUCCUCCUCCUUCUCCUCCCUCCACCACACCUCCAUCUCUCCUCUUCAUCAUCUCUCUCUCUUCUCUUCUCUUUAACUCAUAAAACCCCCAUAGCCACUCGGCUCUUCUCUCGCUUUACCAAAGCACUUUCCUUCUUUCCCCUUCCUUUCCCUCAUACUCGUGAGUCUCUCUCCAUCUCCUCUCCGAGCUCCCCAGCUCCGAGCUCCACCUCUUCGUCCCCCCCCCACCCCCCCACACGUCCGACCGACGCGUCAACAAUAAUGGCGUCGAGAGUCUGGGCAUUGGUGACCUGACCUGCCAUUGCACAGCAGCUAUGACACUUUUUGGGCCGCUCCACUACCCUUCCCCCCCCCCCCCCCCCCCCC
Messenger RNA from Cutaneotrichosporon oleaginosum, 846 nucleotides. RefSeq lists its product as uncharacterized. The record is from RefSeq and is a predicted model, not a curated record. Lineage: Eukaryota; Fungi; Basidiomycota; Tremellomycetes; Trichosporonales; Trichosporonaceae.